Messenger RNA from Homalodisca vitripennis (glassy-winged sharpshooter), 1212 nucleotides. Its product is annotated as protein O-linked-mannose beta-1,2-N-acetylglucosaminyltransferase 1-like. The transcript has 8 exons. Gene Ontology annotation, molecular function: beta-1,3-galactosyl-O-glycosyl-glycoprotein beta-1,3-N-acetylglucosaminyltransferase activity. NCBI's taxonomy places the organism in Eukaryota, Metazoa, Arthropoda, Insecta, Hemiptera, Cicadellidae. The record is from RefSeq and is a predicted model, not a curated record. Bases 298 to 1212 code for a protein of 304 amino acids. Gene Ontology annotation, biological process: protein O-linked glycosylation via N-acetylgalactosamine. Gene Ontology annotation, cellular component: Golgi membrane.
UUCAUCCACACACCCACCUAAAACCCAACCCACUAAACUAGUAAACUAACAUUUUUGAAUACACAUUAAACUUAAUUAGUGUAAGCAUUCUUUUUGUUUUGACGUUCUUGUUGUGAUUUGUUUGAUUGAUCGUAUCAGAGUAUUAUUCACAAGUGUAAUAAAUGUCAAGAACGAGUGUAGAAUAUAGUAAUAAUAAGCAUAUUACAGAUUCAAAUUAUUUAUAGUAUAAUGUUGGCAGAUCCUAGAGCCAAGUUUCUCAAAAGAAAUGUUGUUACCAGAUGAGAAUGAGUGAAAAAAAUGGAUUCGUGGAAGCCCAAUCCGCAAGCUGCACCUUUUGUACCCAGGAAACAUGGGACCCGAACGCUCAUCCAUCCACAUUUGUCUGGUCCAAGCUACAUCUACAGACACAAACUUCUGGCCAAAAUAUUUCAAUUUCUUCUAGUCCUUGUUCUGUUGAUAACGAUCGUGAUAAACAUUGUGUUCAUUCUGGAUACCAGUAGAAGACUCCAGGAGGAAUCCACCCACACAGUGAUACAAGAUGAUGUGGAGGGCAGAGACGUGGCUAGUCUGGAACAGUCGCAGGCCCAGCUGGAGGAAUCUGCGCCGAAGAUGCUUACGAUCGAAGUGUUGUCCAGCCAGUCUCGAGUAGCUGUUUCCGUUGAUGGUGCUACGAUUUUAGAAGAUGCGGAGAAGAGUGAAGGACGGGGGAUUCAUGUGCUAGUGCUGAACCAGGCGACUGGUAGUGUCAUGGCCCAACGGAUCUUCGAUACGUAUUCUCCGCAUGAAGACGAGGCCAUGGCUCUCUUCCUCAAUAUGGUGUCCGAUGGCAGGAUUAUCAUCUUUGCUAUCAAGGAUGAGGGAACGUUUCAAAUGAAGCAACCAGCACGUGAGCUACUACACCGACUGGGAUCGCGCCGCGCACAACUCAUCUCCUGGCGUGACAUGUGGGCGAUGGUCGCGCAGAAGGCUGUCAGGAUGUAUGGGGAAUCUUUCAGCAAGAGCACUGACUUCAAUACAUGGGGAGCAUCAGUGCUGUUGAGAGCACAGGUGCCUCUAGUCUCCGUGGAAGAGAGUGAAUGUGAAUGGGAGCAGACAGAAGAGAAUGUACGCCGACAAGAGUUCUGCAACCACAUAGAGGGUUACGGCAGUGUCUGUAGCUGCUCCGAGCCAGCUCUCCUCACAUUUGACCCUCAGCCUAUUGACCAGUUUUGA